This is a messenger RNA of Cheilinus undulatus (humphead wrasse), 1264 nucleotides long. It is a transcript of the gene eif3i, whose product is annotated as eukaryotic translation initiation factor 3, subunit I. Lineage: Eukaryota; Metazoa; Chordata; Actinopteri; Labriformes; Labridae. Gene Ontology annotation, biological process: cytoplasmic translational initiation. The transcript has 11 exons. Gene Ontology annotation, cellular component: eukaryotic translation initiation factor 3 complex, eIF3m; cytoplasm. Gene Ontology annotation, molecular function: protein binding; RNA binding; translation initiation factor activity. Bases 131 to 1108 code for a protein of 325 amino acids. The record is from RefSeq and is a predicted model, not a curated record.
GAAACGGAAGCACAUCCCGGUCCACUUCCGCCACGAUCCCGGCUCCAGAAACACGAGUGUUUUUCAUUUCUGUUUCACGGGGCGCCCAGUUAAAACACGGACCUUAGUGGAAACACCCAGCACCAUCAAAAUGAAACCCAUCCUGCUCCAGGGCCAUGAGAGGUCAAUUACACAAAUCAAGUACAACAGGGAAGGAGAUCUGCUCUUCUCUGUAGCCAAAGACACUGUAGCUAACGUUUGGUACUCUGUCAACGGCGAGAGGCUUGGUACCUACAACGGACAUACAGGAGCCGUGUGGUGUGUAGACUGUGACUGGGACACCAAAAACGUUCUGACUGGAUCAGCAGACAACAGCUGUCGGCUGUGGGACUGUGAGACCGGUAAACAGCUAGCCUUGCUCAACACCAACUCUGCUGUAAGAACCUGCGGCUUUGACUUCAGCGGCAACAUCAUCAUGUUCUCUACAGACAAGCAGAUGGGCUACCAGUGUUUCCUGAACUUCUUUGACCUGAGGGAUCCUCAACAGAUCGAAGACAACCAGCCCUACUUGUCAGUACCUUGCAGUGAUUACAAGAUUACCAGUGCCGUGUGGGGACCUCUGGGGGAGUUUGUCAUUGCUGGCCACGAGAAUGGGGAGAUCAAUCAGUUCAGUGCCAAGUCUGGAGAUGUCCUGAAGAAGGCCAAGGAGCAUUCAAGGCAGAUCAACGACAUCCAGACAUCGGUGGAUCUCACCAUGUUCAUCAGUGCCUCAAAGGACAACACAGCCAAGCUAUUUGACUGCACUUCUUUGGAUCACAUCAAGACUUUUAAGACAGAGAGGCCUGUCAACUCUGCUGCUAUCUCCCCCAUCAUGGAUCAUGUGGUGAUGGGAGGUGGACAGGAAGCCAUGGAGGUCACAACUACCUCCACGAGGAUCGGCAAGUUUGAGGCCAGGUUUUUCCAUGCAGCGUAUGAAGAGGAGUUUGGCAGGGUCAAAGGUCAUUUUGGUCCCAUUAACUGUGUGGCAUUCCAUCCUGAUGGCAAAAGUUACAGCAGCGGAGGUGAAGAUGGAUAUGUGAGGAUACAUUACUUUGACCCCCAGUAUUUUGACUUCGAGCUUGAGGCCUAAAGUGAGGCUUCGACAGCUUCAACUGAGAUUGCAGCCAGGGAAGAUCCGACAAAGUGCAGAUGCAUUCCACUCACCAUCUCGCUUCUUUCUUUCAAUCUGAUGUAAUCUGAUUUUGAGAAAUUACUUCAAUAAAAAGAAAACUCAUUUUAGUGAUAA